This is a messenger RNA of Fusarium coffeatum, 1515 nucleotides long. RefSeq lists its product as uncharacterized. The transcript is spliced from 2 exons. Gene Ontology annotation, cellular component: cytoplasm. Gene Ontology annotation, biological process: proteolysis; response to toxic substance; L-homocysteine catabolic process. Bases 1 to 1515 code for a protein of 504 amino acids. The record is from RefSeq and is a predicted model, not a curated record. Gene Ontology annotation, molecular function: cysteine-type aminopeptidase activity. Lineage: Eukaryota; Fungi; Ascomycota; Sordariomycetes; Hypocreales; Nectriaceae.
AUGGGCGCCCAACCAUCUAAGCCAACACUUCAUGAGAAGGCUAUAUUUGAGUGUCUUCACAAUCUUCAAAUGCAGGAUGACGAAGAGUUCAUCGAGAUCAGUAACAACGCCGAAAAAAAACCCCUAGAGCCUCUCAUUCGAGACGCACAGGGCCUCUCGAUCGAUGUGCUUGAAUCAUGGCAGGCUUCCGUUCUUAAGGAUCCCAAGAAUAAACUUGCCCUCACCGCGCUGAGCUCAGCCAACCCAAGACAGGUUCUAACUUCAUUGCCUACCGAAAUCGCGGACCAGCAGAUAUUCAACGUCAGGAUCCCAUUCGAAGGCGACCCUAUCACAAACCAGCGUUCAAGCGGUCGCUGCUGGCUCUUUGCCUCCACAAAUGUUUUCCGUGUGGCACUAAUGAAGCGAUAUAAUCUCGAGAGUUUCGAGCUGUCACAGCAAUAUCUCUUCUACUGGGACAAACUCGAGAAGUCAAACUGGUUUCUUGAACAGAUCAUCGAUACUGCUGGGGAAGACCUCGAAGGCCGCCUUGUUCAAAACUUACUAGGUGACAUCGUCUCAGAUGGUGGCCAGUGGGAUAUGGUUUACAAUCUCGUCGAGAAGUAUGGUAUCGUGCCUCAGACCCUGUACCCAGAUACAUGGAAUGCUCAAAGCUCCGGUGUUCUCAACAACGUCAUCAAGACCAAGCUUCGCGAGUUCGCUCUUAAGCUAAGAGGAUUGGUCAACUCCCACACGGGUGUGUCUGCUACGACACUUUCAUCAGUCAAGGACAAGAUGAUGCGCGAGAUCUCUCUUAUCAUGACUCUCCUCCUCGGGCCACCACCUAGCCCCGAGGAGGCUUUCGUUUGGCAGUACAAUGACAAGAACGGAAAGGCUCAUGAACUCAGGGCCACUCCUAAAGAGUUCGCCAAGAACAUAUACAGCUCCGAAUUCCGGGUCACAUCUACCACAAUCGAGAGUAUGAUCUCACUUGUGCAUGACCCUCGUCACGAGCCGCUCUCGCUACUCUCAGUCUCGCGACUUGGAAACAUUGUCGGUGGACGUGGAGUCAGCUAUGUCAACGUCGAUAUCAAUACUCUCAAGCAAACCUGCAUCAAGAUGCUCAAGGCCGGUCUUCCCAUUUUCUUCGGCAGCGACGUUGGCAAGUUUAGUGAUUCCAAAUCGGGUAUCAUGGAUCUUGACCUCUUCAACUACGAACUUGGCUUCAAUACCAGCUUGCUCGGUAUGAGCAAGGCACAGCGACUGACGACAAGGGAGAGCCAGAUGACACAUGCCAUGGUGUUGACAGCUGUGCACCUUGACGAUGAGACGGGCAAGCCUGUCCGCUGGAGGGUGCAGAAUAGCUGGGGGGCUGCUGCGGGCGAUAAGGGCUGGUUCGUUAUGAGUGACGCUUGGCUGGAUGAGUUUGUAUACCAGGCUGUUGUUGAUCCCCGAUUUUGCAGCAAAGAGGUCAAAGACGUCCUGAAGAAGGAGGCCAUCAUCCUGCCUCCUUGGGACCCUAUGGGUGCACUGGCUUAA